Messenger RNA from Adineta steineri, 750 nucleotides. The record is from the annotation of a GenBank genome assembly. Lineage: Eukaryota; Metazoa; Rotifera; Eurotatoria; Adinetida; Adinetidae.
AUGCUGCGCUUUACAAACGUUGAUCAUAAACCAACACGACUUUCACCUGUGUAUGGUUAUCGCACUCAUCCAUUACUUCCACUUCGACAAGCUCUUGAGCCGGUUCUACCACACAUUAAUCAGCUAAAUGAGUUCAUUCGAGUUGCAAAGACUGAAUGUCAUUUUCCUUCGGACCAUGGUCUAACUCGUGAAGAAUCAGCAGCUAUUUAUAUAUAUACAAUGGAUUGGGGCGAACAAAGCCUUUAUCGAGUACUUAAUGGAGUACUUCGAAUCAAAGACCGAACUGUACUAGUACCAUGGCAUGGUUAUCUAAAAUUAUUUGACACUGCAUUGAAAAAACUACCAAGCCAUCACAUAAGUUUAUGGCGUGGAGUGAAUGUGGAUAUUAGUAACAACUUCAAAGAAGGUGAAGAACUAACUUGGUGGAAUAUUACUUCAAGCUCCAGUUUAGUGAAAGUAGUGAAACAGUUUCUUGGCCAAUCUUCUACAUUAUUUCUUAUCGAAGCCAAGAAUGGAAAACUUAUAGCACCAUAUAGUAAUUUUCCUGAAGAAAAUGAAGUGAUUUUAGGUUUGGGUACUCGAGUUCGUGUUGUGAGUGAUCCACUCGGUUCUUCAUCAUUAAAUGUUGUACAUUUGAUUGAAUUGUUGGAUGAAAACGAUGAGGAACUUUCAUCGUCGCUAUCAAAUACGAAUAUCGGUACAUCUACAAACAUUCACAACGGUAAAGUAGCUUUUACAUGGAAUAUCUAA